This is a messenger RNA of Elgaria multicarinata webbii, 6283 nucleotides long. It is a transcript of the gene SLC44A1, whose product is annotated as solute carrier family 44 member 1. Gene Ontology annotation, biological process: transmembrane transport; choline transport. The transcript is spliced from 16 exons. Bases 118 to 2085 code for a protein of 655 amino acids. Gene Ontology annotation, cellular component: plasma membrane. The record is from RefSeq and is a predicted model, not a curated record. Gene Ontology annotation, molecular function: choline transmembrane transporter activity. NCBI's taxonomy places the organism in Eukaryota, Metazoa, Chordata, Lepidosauria, Squamata, Anguidae.
CCGCCGCCUUGCUGCCGCUCCCGCCGCCGCCGUCGCCCUGGGGCCGGGCGGGCGACCGGGAAAUCGCGGCGCUUGGAUGCCUGGAGCCCGCGGCAGAGACCCAGCCCCGAGCCCGCCAUGGGCUGCUGCGGGAGCGCCGCCUCGCAGAGCUCCAAGCGAGAGUGGAAGCCUCUGGAGGAUCGCAGCUGCACAGAUAUUCCAUGGCUGCUGCUGUUCAUUCUCUUUUGCAUUGGCAUGGGUCUUAUUUGUGGCUUUUCAAUAGCUACUGGAGCAGCUGCAAGAUUGGUUUCAGGAUAUGACAGUUACGGAAAUAUCUGUGGACAGAAGAAUGUAAAAGUAGAGGGAAUAGACAACAGUGGCUUAGACCUUUCAGAAAAGAAGUAUGUGUUCUUUUUGGAGCCGUGCAAUGUAGAUCUGGUACACCGGAAGAUCAAGUCCAUGGCCCUCUGUGUGUCAACAUGCCCACAGAAUGAGUUGAAAACUCUGGCCGAUGUUCAGAAAUUUGCAGAUACUAAUGGGUCUUCUUUAUGUAGUUAUGAACUAAAGCCAUCUGAAUACACUACAGAUCCAAGGGCUGAUAAGCUUUGCCCCAAGCUCCCAGUUCCAGAGAGUGCACCUAUUCCAUUCUUCCAUCGCUGUGCUCCUGUGAACAUUUCCUGCUAUGCCAAGUUUGCAGAGGCCCUGAUCACCUUUGUCAGUGACAGUAGUGUCUUGCACAGGCUGAUUAGUGGAGUAAUGACCUGCAGAGAGAUUAUAUUGGGACUUUGCUUGUUAUCACUAGUGCUUUCCAUGAUUAUGAUGGUGAUAAUCAGAUAUAUUUCAAGAGUACUUGUUUGGAUCUUAACAAUUCUUGUUGUUCUGGGAUCACUUGGUGGCACAGGAGUUUUGUGGUGGCUGUAUGCUAAACAGCGGAAGUCUCCCACUGACACUCUUACUGUUGAUCAGCUUCAAAUAGCCAAAGACAAUCGUCAGGCCCUCCUGAUCUAUGCCAUUGCAGCUACAGUCUUCACAGUUAUCCUUCUGUUGAUAAUGUUAGUUAUGCGCAAACGAGUAGCUCUCACCAUUGCCUUGUUCCACGUGGCUGGCAAGGUCUUCAUUCACCUGCCACUGCUCGUCUUCCAGCCAUUUUGGACUUUUUUUGCCCUCAUAAUCUUCUGGAUAUAUUGGAUUGCAGUCCUACUCUUCCUAGGUACCACAGGUAGCCCAUUCCAAAAUGAGCAGGGCUUUGUAGAGUUCCAAGUUGCAGGCCCUCUGAGGUAUAUGUGGUGGUAUCACGUUGUGGGGUUAGUUUGGAUCAGUGAAUUUAUCCUUGCCUGUCAACAGAUGACUGUAGCAGGAGCUGUUGUGACAUAUUAUUUUACAAGAGAAAAAAGGAACCUACCAUUCACACCUAUUCUGGCAUCUGUCAAUCGCUUGAUCUGUUACCACCUAGGAACUGUGGCUAAAGGGUCUUUCAUUAUUACCUUAGUGAAGAUUCCACGGAUGAUACUCAUGUAUAUUCAUACCCAAGUCAAAGGAAAAGAAAAUGCCUGCGCUCGAUGUAUACUGAAAGCCUGCAUUUGCUGCCUUUGGUGUCUAGAAAAGUGCCUGACUUUCUUAAAUCAGAAUGCAUAUACAGCCACAGCUAUCAACAGCACCAACUUCUGCACCUCAGCAAAGGACGCCUUUGUGAUACUAGUGGAGAACGCUUUGCGUGUGGCUGCCAUAAACACAGUGGGUGACUUCAUGCUCUUUCUAGGAAAGGUCCUAAUAGUGUGCAGCACAGGCUUGGCAGGGAUCAUGCUGCUGAACUACCAGCGGGACUACACCGUGUGGGUGCUGCCGCUCAUCAUUGUCUGCCUGUUUGCGUUCUUGGUUGCCCACUGCUUCCUGUCUAUUUACGAAAUGGUGGUGGACGUCCUCUUCUUAUGUUUUGCCAUUGACACCAAGUAUAAUGAUGGCAGCCCUGGGAAGGAGUUCUACAUGGAUAAAGUUCUUAUGGAAUUUGUGGAAAACAGCAGAAAAGCAAUGAAAGAAGCUGGCAGGGGAGGAGGACCUGAAGGCAGGGAGCUCAAACCAAUGGCCUCUGGAGCAAGUUCAUCUUGAAGCUAGUCAGCCAUUAUGAAAACCAUUGACAUUCCAAAACAAUAUUUAUCUUAUCUAUCUAUCUCUCUAUAUAUAUCUAUAUAUAUUAUUUAAAAAGCAGCCAAAAUCAGAGAAAAGGAACAGGGAUUUAAUACUUUUUUAAUGAUUAUUUUUGUGAAACAUGUACUCUUUUCAUACGGGUGGCUUUUACAAGCAACUUUUAUCAUUGUUCCAUUUAAAAAUCUAAUCAUUGUGGUUCGUGGCAAUGUUAUGAUUGUAAUCCGAUUGAGAUAUUUCAUAAUUUGGAGGAGGAUUCCAUAAAACUUAAAAAGAAUCAUGCAAGAUUGCAGAUUUGGAAUAGCAUAUGUAGGUCAAGUAAUUUCCCCUCAUGGUUAUUUUUUAAUGAGCAUAAGUCUUUAAAACUCAAUGGAUAAUGACUGUUCUGGGGGGACAAAUCCUUCUUAAAUUUUCUUCUUUAGAAUUGGAAUGAAUAAUACAUUAAUCAUGUUGGAUUUUGCUUGCUCUUUUGCAAUGGGAUGCUAAUAGGAUCCAAUAAGUUCAACAUACCCAGUUUUCUCUCAUUAACACAUUAGACAAUUUAUAUCUAACACAUUGAAAAAAACCUAACCAACUCCUCAGGUAUUUAGAUAUUGAGACAGCCCCUGAAUCUGUGAAGGACAAACUAAAGGCAUAUGAGGAAGGAUGAGUUUUAUAUGCAACUUUUGUCCUGUGUUACUUUAUUUCCCCCCUUAAGUUUAAUAUUGUCCUUUGCACAUUGUUGUUCCUUUGAACUACGCAAAUUCUUUAACUAAGCAGUUGAAUAAUAGGCUUCUGAAGCUCAGCCUUAGAUAUGCUCCAUCAUCCAUGACUACAUGGAAAGGUCCUGGGAGUAAAGAGAGAAACUGUACAACCAUACAAAACAAAUUAAGUACUGUAAGUCAUUUGUGUUUUUCUUUACUGUUGACACCAUUUCUUCAUUAUAUGUUUUGUAAUUAGUCGUAUACAGUGGGAAAGGGCAGAUAACCAUCUUUUUGAAAUGUCACUGCCUUAGUAUCUAACGCAGUUCUUGGGGUAGCCUCUGUGCAGUCAUGCUAAUGGUAUCUGAGAGCCAAAUGAAUACUUUAGAAACUUCCAGAAAGCAACAUGUGUGUCCUUUCCUACCUUCCCACAUUUCUGGUUGAAACUACAUAAAGAGACGAGUAGCCUUUCUUAAUUCUUAUAGCAGCAAAAUUGAUAUUGCAGUGGCACAGCCUGUGUGCUAAAAUGUGCCAGAUGCCUGUAAGUAGGAAGAUGGAGACAUGUGAAAGAUGUAGAAGGGAGUUGAUGAUGUCUUUUUCUCCCCUGUUUCCCUUUGCUGAAACUGCAUGACCCCGGCAAUUUUUCUCCUAAUCUUGGGCCUCAACAGGAGAAAAGGGCUGGGAGCAUAGGUGGGGAAAGGGUUCAGUGCCCUCUACUGCCCAUCCAUGUUGCACUUUAAAUCCCUCCCCUUUAUAGGAAUUUGGCACAACCCCAUUUUAAUGCACCAGCCUGCUGCUCUUGUGUCUAGUUUACCCCAUAGUUUAGCAAAAGCCUAUGGAAGACUCCCUUGAAUCUCUUCAUUCAAACAGUUGAGGACCUUCAGGAUGUAGUCAUAUUAAGUGAAGGUUUUGGAAAGCAUAAGAUAAGCCGUGCUGAAUCAGACCAAUGAAUCUAUCUAAGAUCUCGUUCACACAGUGGCCAGCCAGUUGCCGGUGGGAAGCCCACAAGUAGGACGUGAGUCGCAUCCUCCCACUUGGGUUUCCCCCGCAAGUGGUAUACAGAGGUAUACUGCCUCCAAUAGUGGAGGUAAUAUAUAGUCAUCAAGACCUUGUAGCCAUUGAUAAACCUAUCCUCCAUGAAUUUGUCUAAUCCUCUUUUAAAGCCAUCCAGUUUGCUGGCCAUCACUACAUCUUGUGCUGGCAAAUUCCAUCAUUUAUGUGCUAUAUGAAGAAGUGUGUUUGCUUCACACUGGCACACAUGUGAAUGCAUUCAGUGUUUCAUAAGAGACUUCAACAAUUGAUCUAUAAUGGAUAUCUUCAUUUGUAUGACAUGUGUGGAUUGAUUUUGAAAGAUUUCCAUGAGUGGAUGAUCUUUGUGUUAGAGAGAUCUUAUACCCUAAUUUCCUCAUGAGACCUCCUCCUUUUGAGCUCUGGGAUAAUGGAAUCAGGCAGGGCUGUCUUUAUCUGCAACCUUUCAAUUUCAGGGUGCAAUACAUUUUGUACUCCUGAUUUGCUUUCAGGGUUUGAUCCGGUACGUCUUAUUCAUUACAAGGUCAGAUAUUCCACAUCAGCUCACUAAGUAUUUGGGAUGCUUUGUGAGAUAGUCCUUCAUGUAAAGCAUUCUGUUAUAUGCCCAAGUCCCAGUUAACAGUGCAGGGUGAAUUGAAAAUACUGGCUGCUUCCUUUACAUGGCUUCCAUAACCGGCAGAUGACUUAAUAAGACAGUUCUUGGAAUAUGCCACUUUAAAUUGCACAUGUAUGUGGAGUGGAGAGGUGGAGUUGUAUGUCUGAAUACUUACUGCAAUGCCCACCAAAAGUCACUGCAUAGAGAAAGCUAGCAUUUCAGGUAGAAGGUUGGGCUAGAAACCUUCUCCUGAACAUCUAGUUUUCUAUGUGCUGAAUAUUCUUUUUAUGUGGAAGCAUUAAACCAUGCUAUGCCUACCUUGCAGUAUGAAGUGGCAUGGUUCAGGAACAAUUUUAGCUGUCUCAUCUGCUGUUUGUGUAGAUAGAUCAGUGUGGCAGAAACAUGACUGAUAUACAUUGCUUUCCAUAAGUUCCCAAAGUUUGACAGGGCUCAAUCCCCAUUAAUAUGAAUGGUCAGAGGCCUCUUGAAGAACUCCAUUUAUCCAGUAACAAGAACUUGUCCAUAUUUUGUGUGUUAAAUUCCGUUCUUCAUUCCUGAAACUUAUUACACAAUGAAUGCUAAUAUUCCAUUGUUUGGCUUAUUGUAAUGGUAAACGCUUACAGUGUAAUUGCAGAGAAUAAUUUCAUGAUCUGUUUAUGCUAUAUAUUCCUUUUUGUUACAAUUUUUUUAAAAGAACUAUUUUUGUUAAUGUAAAGUUAAAUAUUUCAGAGCAGAAUUUUUAAACUUUAUUGCACUAAAUGCAAACGUGGAGAGAGAGAGAGAGAGAGAAGUAAUGCCUCAAUGGUUGGAUCACUCCUUAAGAGAAUCUUUUUGAAAAAGAAAGCUAUUGUUCUAGAUAAGCUUAGCUAAAUGGUUGCAGGAAUGGGUGUAGAAACACCCAGUAGAGUUGAAUGGCCACCAAUGUUUUAUUAAAUGGCUGCUUUGAUUCUGUGCUUCCUUUCAAAGGAUCAGAAAGCUUUUAAAAUGGCUGCUGAAGGAACCAUAGCAUUCUGUAAUUAAUUGGUGGUCUUUGCUGUGUAACUCAAUGCUUCAGUUUCAUUUUUAUAAAUCAUCUGACAUCGUAAUCUUUUCAGACGAAUUGCAAUAAAAUUCAGGACAAUUAAAAAAGGAGAAGAAUCCUUUAUCAGUCACAGAAACCAAUAAUGGAAGUACAUUUUAAGACUAGCAAACUAGAUUAGCCUCUGUUCCUGCUAACAUGUUGACCCAACCUGCUUAACUUUACUAACAUGAAUAAUGCCAUGAAAAUUCAGUAGGUCUGUUGAGAUGAAUCCAGGCUUGAAUGCGUGUGUGUUAGCAGGAACCAAGGCAUUAGUCUAGGCUUAAACUAGAGCACUGCUUUGAGUCUCUUUUAAUGUAUAUAUUACAUAUUACUGUAAGGAUAUUUAGGAGGAGAGUUAAGAGGAGCCUUAAUUUGUGGGAGGAAGUGCCAUGGCUCUGUCAUGGCACUGGACUUCGGACAUUGUUUGCUUAAGUCACGGGGGUUUGACAACAACAAUGAAAGAAACCUGGGCUCAGCAGGUUGAAAACCACAGGAGCUGGAUUCCAAAGCGAGGGAAAUGGCGGGACACAUCAGUGAGGUUAUUUAUCUGAAAUCAUCACUCAAGAUGAGAGGCUUGGAUUUGGCUCACCUUUGACAUCAUCAAAACUCCUGCUUUGCCAGGUUCCACAGGCUUGUGUUCCGUGCUUGCUGGAAGCCCUGGGAAAAGAAAGAUGCUUUUUGGUUUGAACUUGCAACUAGAAUUGUAAUCAGAAACAAAAAUUUUGUAUUUUUGUAUACCUUGAUUGUGCAGCAUUUUUAUAUACAGGUCUUGUUUUACAAAUAAAUUUGGUUUCUUAA